UACCACUCCUGAAGGCCCUAAACCCCGUUCCAGAUGCUCUGACUGGGCAAGUGCAGUUGAAGAAGAUGAAAUGAGGACCAGAGUUAACAAAGAAAUGGCAAGAUAUAAAAGGAAACUUCUCAUCAAUGACUUUGGAAGAGAGAGAAAAUCAUCAUCAGGAAGUUCUGAUUCAAAGGAGUCUGUGUCCACUGUGCCGGCUGACUUUGAGACAGAUGAAAGUGUCCUAAUGAGGAGACAGAAACAGAUCAACUAUGGGAAGAACACAAUUGCCUACGAUCGUUAUAUUAAAGAAGUCCCAAGACACCUUCGACAACCUGGCAUUCAUCCCAAGACCCCUAAUAAAUUUAAGAAGUAUAGUCGACGUUCGUGGGACCAGCAAAUCAAACUCUGGAAGGUGGCUCUGCAUUUUUGGGAUCCUCCAGCUGAAGAAGGGUGUGAUUUGCAAGAAAUACACCCUGUAGACCUUGAAUCUGCAGAAAGCAGCUCCGAGCCCCAGACCAGCUCUCAGGACGACUUUGAUGUGUACUCUGGCACACCCACCAAGGUUAGACAUAUGGACAGUCAAGUGGAGGACGAGUUUGAUUUGGAAGCUUGUUUAACUGAACCCUUGAGAGACUUCUCGGCCAUGAGCUAACUGCCACCUGGCGGCCACGAAGAGAAACAGCUCCUCCCCGACUAGGUGGAAGGCUGGCCAGGCACCAAGCAUGUGUGUGCACUUAUACCUGGUGGUUUCUCUGUUAGUAGUCCAUUAUCUCAUGAUGAAUUAUUUUUGCCUUACUUUCUUAAGAAACAUUAAUAAGAAACAUUAAUUUUAUGUAUAGUGAGUGUAUUUUGCAUGUUUUAAAUUGUAAAUGGCGCUAAAUCCAAGAAAGUGUACUUGAAGCAAUCUUCCAGCAAGCUUAAUUGCAUAAUCCCUGUUGUCCUCCAGGGUAAGCUGACAGGUCUACUUAACUGGUUUUCCACAGGCACUUCAGUUGCUGCUUGUCAGAUGGACUGUUUUGGAUUUAACCGUGUAAUCCAUGGGACCAAUUGAGAGUCAGCUACUUUUAUAGGCAUCAAAGUAUUCUCAGACACCUUUAAUAUCUUUAUGGAAACUUAGUUUUUGGCCUUUUACCAGUAUGUCAUAACAGCACUCUGAAGUCAGACAUUGUUAAAUUGAGCUAUUAAACUAAUGGGUUUUAUGUAAGUUAUAUGGUCUUAAUUUGGUACUUGUAAAUAGCACUAGUUAGAUUCUUUAGAAUACUCCAAGAGUUAGGGCAGCAGAGCAGAGCGAUUUAGAAAGAACAUUUUAAAACAAUCAGUUAAUUUACCAUGUAAAAUUGCUGUAAAUGAUAAUGUGUACAGAUUUUCUGUUCAAAUAUUCAAUUGUAAACUUCUUAAGACUGUUUUGUUUCUAUUGCUUUUGUAUGGGAUAUUGCAAAAAUAAAAAGAAAAGAACCUUC
Messenger RNA from Mandrillus leucophaeus (drill), 1442 nucleotides. RefSeq names its product stem-loop binding protein (gene SLBP). NCBI's taxonomy places the organism in Eukaryota, Metazoa, Chordata, Mammalia, Primates, Cercopithecidae. The transcript is spliced from 6 exons. Gene Ontology annotation, cellular component: cytoplasm; histone pre-mRNA 3'end processing complex. Bases 71 to 634 code for a protein of 187 amino acids. Gene Ontology annotation, molecular function: histone pre-mRNA stem-loop binding; mRNA binding. Gene Ontology annotation, biological process: mRNA 3'-end processing by stem-loop binding and cleavage; mRNA transport. The record is from RefSeq and is a predicted model, not a curated record.